This is a messenger RNA of Symbiodinium necroappetens, 2523 nucleotides long. NCBI's taxonomy places the organism in Eukaryota, Dinophyceae, Suessiales, Symbiodiniaceae. The record is from the annotation of a GenBank genome assembly.
AUGUCUGCCUUCUUGAAGGUGGGACAUCCGCAUCCAUCCAGAAAUGUCUACGACCGGAAAGUGAUACUCAUGGAUGAGGUUCAUCACCUGGUUCGCACCGACUCGCAGUACUCGGAGCAGCUGGCAAUCCUUCGAGAUCGGUUAUCAGCCGCCGACGGAUCUGUUUUGGUCGGGUUUACCGGCACUCCCCUUCUCAUUGGUCCCGCUGACGGCCGAAGGCUCUUAGAUAUUAUCAAAGGUGGGCCCGCUCCGCACGCCUGUGACGAAGGAUUCCUGAGCUCCUUGAGCUGCAAGCCGACGUCGCUCUUUCCGCUCUGUGUACCAGCAGGUGUUGACAGGGCCGACCUGGUAAGUGCAACGAAGCUUUGCUGCAGGGUUAUCCUUCGAGGCGAGGCAUUGCAAUCCUACGUUUUACGCAGCAACAUGGAGCCCAGCCGACGCAGACUGCAGGCAUAUUGCAACUUACACGUCUUCUCCGGAUCCUAUCACGGCGGACGGCACGGGUGCCAGGAGUUUGUCCUGAAGCAUCCGCAACAUUGUGCCCCCAAAUUCUGGAAAAUGGCACGAAGUAUUGGCAACACACGACAGAAGGCGCUCGUCUUGAUCUCCAGAGGCACGGGCUAUCGAGCAGCUGUCGACAUAUUGCGCCAAGAAGCCUCUCGUGCAGAACCACCGUUCCAGGUGGCCUGCAUUGAUAACUUGGCAGAGUUCAACUCUCCAGAAAACCUCAGAGGCGAACUGUUCCUUUGUAUGGUUGCAGAUUCCAACCAAUGCGGCGAAGGCGUCUCGUUUCGCUCAGUCCGGCAGCUGUUUUUGCUUGACGUGCCCUCGACACCAACCACCCUGGUCCAGAUUUGUGGCCGGGCCAGUCGAAUGUUGGGACACCAAGCACUGCCCGAGCAAGAUCGGGUUGUGCGAGUGCAGAUCUUCAUCGCGACGGUGCCAGACUGGGCAAGGCAGCCCCUGGGACGUUGGUGUUUGAUCGCUGCGGCUCGAAAGGGCCAGUCGGGGCGGAAAUUUGAAAAGCGGGCCCAAGGGUUGUUCGCACAACUUCUGGACAAAUUCGGGGACCUCAGAAAGCUCAAAGGGAAGCUGAUGGGUAUUUGCAAGAAGAAGGCUUCCAUGCUGCAGAACUCUUUCAACAACCUCGAGGAGCCACAUCCACGGGUGCUUAUCCACGAGGGCUUGCCACGGCUCCGGCAGGUUGAGAAGGAAGACGUGGAAGACAUCAUGCGGAAGAUUGGGUGCUCCAAGGAACAUCGCCUCGGCUCAGGAAGUGAGCUGUGUAAGGCAUUGAACUGGCUGUACCAGUCAGAGACGCUCUUACAUGAUGAAUUCCGCACAGCUGAUGAGCUGGCUAUGGAAGAGCUGCAAGAGGCAUCAACUUCGUAUGCAGGUGCUCAGACAGAGUUCCGUGGGAAGGCGAUGGACCGCGAGGUCUUGGCUGACCAGUUCAACGGGCAACAGGCCGCAAAGCGACAAGCUUCCUUUGUGUCGAAGGAUGCCGGCGACCUGACAUCCACCUCUCCGAAGCGAUUCCGCCUGACAUUCAAACAGCCAGGAGAGGCCACAGCAGUGAGUCUCAGGAACACCUUGAAGCAUGAGUCUGCUAUGAUGCGGCUCUGCUUGAAUGGUUCACAGCAGGAGAGCAGCUUCGGAGCGGAGAUCAGAUUCGUGGGAGGUUGUUUCUGGAUUGAUCCAAAAGCUGGCCACUUUGGAGGUCUCGCGGACUUCACAUGGCAACAGCAACCGGAAACUGCACAGGCGAGGCAGACCUCUGUGAAGAAGUCCAAGAAGCUUGAAGAGGCUCUGCGCAAGGUGGCUGAGCGCAAACAGCGUGGCUUGGCAGCACAGCACGGGGAGCAUGCGCAGCACUCGCAGAGUUUGCGGAAGGCGCCGAGCCUGCUGCAGCUGUCUGCCCAGAACGGCGAGGACCCGCCGAGGAAUGAGGGCGACUGGAGCCAGGAUCAGGUGCUGAUGCUGUUCCGUCGGUCUGAUGGGCUCGGCAUCGGUGUUGUCGGCAUUGGUGUUGUCGGUAUUGGUGUUGCGGUAGUCUGGGUGCACGUUUCCUUCUUGUAUGGCGUUGAUGCGCUUUCUGUGGAGUCUGACGACAUUUCACCUAGUGAGAUGUCCAGUUUGGCCGAUCUCUUCUGGAAGCCGCUGACAGGUAUUGGAUUGGAAGUGCUGCAUCAGAGUUUGGGACAUGGCGGGGAAAAGCGUGGGCAGAUCCAUUUGGUUUCCGGGGAGCACUUUGCAUCAGUGAUGUCCAACAUAGACUUCUCUAAGAGCUUCACCGUGUCCAUGGCAAUUCACUGCAACGCAGUGGAAGCUGGGAGACAAGUUCCCGCUGACAAAUUUCUGCAAAUUGUUGAUCGGCUGUUCCUUGUCGUGUGCUGUUCUUGGCACAUCCUGACGGUGGAUGAGGCCCUUUGCUUCGGCCGAAGAUCACUGUUCGGCCGCAUCGGAUUCUUCCUUCAAAAUCGUGCACCGCACAGACUCCCUCCUCCAGUACCUGAUCAGUGA